ACAUAUCGUCGGUUAAAGUACAAAACCGUGUAUAUUUUUUCUAAGUGUCUUUGAACUGGGUUCUAAUACCCUUGAAACUGAGCCAUUGCCAAUGGAAUACAUAUAAACUUCUUUACUUGAGACUUAUAAUCCGCUUUAAGCCACUCUUUAAAAACUUUCCCAUUAUGCAUAUUAACAAAAAAAAAACUAUUUUCGUUUAAAACUUGACCCAGUUUCAGAACAACUACUACACUUGAACUUCUUGGCCGAAGUCACCGACCAAAUAUUCCAUAGAAAACGCGUAAGACAACCUUGCAGACUCGACAGAAAAAUGUAAACUACUGGAAAAAAUAUGCUUAGUACAACCGAAUACAAAAUACUGCUAUUACAAAUUAAACCAAAGACAUACAAGAUAUUUAAACAGCGGAGUACACUAUGGGAUGAGCAUAAUUUUGAAACACUGGGAGCAAAGAGGUGCAAACAGCGUAAUGGUAUUUUUAAGGAGCCUAGGUGUGACAACACUAAGUUUAUUAGCACUAGCAUUCGCGAUUUCCAGUUUAAGUCAGGAUGUGGAAGCAGGCACUAUGAAAAUUGCAUACAAGAAACCGAUCUUUGGCAAAGCAAAUCUGUUUAAGGAUAGGCGCUACAAGUUAAAGCCGGACUUUAGCAGGAAAGUGCCCAUCUUUGCAGCCGCCGGGACAAGUACCAACACAAGCUCCGCUACCAGCACCACGACCACCACUAGCACCAUUCCCACAAUGGCACAGGCCCCAGCGCCCACAGAACCCACAAUGGAAGAAACAACAACGCCAAUACCAACAGAGAUUGAUUUGAUCGCACACGAGACAAUUAUAGACAGAAGCAUUGACAGUAUUGGCAAAGAGGCGUCCAUUAGAGUACACGAUACAGAACCGGCUUUUAUGGAUAAACGACUGGAGGACGAAACUGAAGCACAUUUGCCUUAUAUGGUGAUAAACAGAAUGGGUUCAUCAGCAGCAGAUGUAGAUUUAUUGCCCCAUGUAGAGCCAGUCGUGAAUAACACAUUGGAAGCACAGCAGCAAUUAUGCAAGCAGCAAGGCCUAUGCGAUUUCGCCGAUGAUGCUGAAGCACACAGCAGCACCCAUGUUGUCACUCAUGUAGAGGCAAAUGACGAAAUUGAAGAACUCUUCCCAAUGCCAACACCAGAGUUACUAAUUGCACCCCGUUUACAAGGCACUCGCAGCUCGCCAACGAAAUCCAGUAAGAGGACUACAUCAACAACAACCGAAAGUGGCCGCCCCGUGCCAUGUACUUGCGGCGUCUUCCUUACAUCACAAAUUAAGCGGAACUCAAAAGAACAACCAGAGGGUGCACCAGUGAUAACCAACGAGUUAGACCGCACCUUUCCUUGUAAUGCCGUAGGUCAGAAACAAUGUCAAACCAAGUGCCUUGAAUCUAUAGUGCAGCAUUUGCCCAAUUCGGCUAAUAUAUUGUGCGCAACCCUGAAUCGUGACUGCCGAAAAGAGCGCGCCUAUCUCUUCAUCAAGAACUGUCGAAAUCAGUGGUUCAAUACAAAUUUAGCGGCUGGAAAAGAGUACUGCUGCCGCAAUAACCAACCAUAUCCUUGUCCACUUGUUUGAAAUGUUGAAAUUAUGAAUAAAGAAAUAUGCUUAGAAUCUAUGUAAUUUAUAAUUGUGUUUUAUUACGUAAGACAUAAGAGGCUUUUUCGUAAGCUAUUUUUUAAUAUGAUUAAAAUAAUACAUGUAUAUAAGUACAAUAACAAUACAUAAAUAUGAGAAUGAUCAAAAACUGAGAACAUUUACCGUAAAUGGGAUAAAAGUACAAGUAAACGUGAACGAACAUAAAAGUAUGUACUAAUAAGCUAGCUUAGUAUUGAAAAUGUACUUAUUUUGUUGAUUUCUCUUUUUUUUAUGUAUUUUGCUUAAUAGUUUGCUCAUAUAUUCAAAGUAUUUGUAUUUUUUUUUUUUAAUUUGCCCAAAAUAUACAUAGAUAAGGAAAAUAAUAUUUCUGUUAUAUAAUUGUUUUUGGCUAAAGAGGUUUACAGCUUAAUGUAAUUAUUGUUGUUGUUUACCAUAGCGAGAGCAAUCACAUUGUAGGUGACUGGAGGAGGAGCAUUAGUUGCAUUGGGCCUUAAAUAACUAAAAAAUGUGUACAUAUGUAUUUAACGAUGCAGUAAAUGCCGACAUGCGAAAUGUAGAGAUUAAGAGCUAUAGAAAAACCUUAAUUAAAAUAUUAAAUGAAAAUAAUAUGAAUGAAAAUAAUAUGAA
Messenger RNA from Rhagoletis zephyria (snowberry fruit fly), 2246 nucleotides. RefSeq names its product follicle cell protein 3C-1-like. Lineage: Eukaryota; Metazoa; Arthropoda; Insecta; Diptera; Tephritidae. The record is from RefSeq and is a predicted model, not a curated record.